AUGACGCUCUUCAACUCUCUGCUUUCGGCCGCUCUCCUCGCCGUUUCAGUCCUCACGGCGCAGGCAGACGCGACGCCCCUCGUCGCCAACGGCCUUUCCGCCCGACACCCGCACGUGGGAAUGUCCGCAAACCAUCACGGCCAGUUGCGCAAGCGCGUCUCUCAUCGUCAUCGUGCCGUCUGCGGUGAUAAAAAGCUCGGUCUCGCCGCCGAGUGGAAUGUCGAUGCUUCCCGCUUGGUCUCCCCCCGUACGUGCAUCACGUACAACUGGGAUGCAUCCAACCGUGGACCCUAUGAUAUCCCCGGCUUGAUCUAUGUGCCCAUGGUCUCCCGUUUGGGCAACCUCGACGGCUUUUACGCAAACGUUGUCAACAGGCCCGACAGAAACUACCCCUGGAUCGCCUUUUUGAACGAGGCCAACGAACCAGGACAAGCCAACGUCGACGUCGGAACGGCCGUCGCUCUCUGGCGCCAGCACGCUCUCCCCCUUCGUAACAGGGGUAUCAAACUCCUCUCCCCCUCCGUCACGUCUUCCCCCGAGGGCACCCGCUGGAUUGUCGACUUUUACAACUCGCUCGGGGAUUGGGAGAAGCCAGACGCGAUCUCUCUUCACUGGUAUGGAACCGAUUUCGACUCGCUCAGGAACUAUAUCAACGACAUGUCCGGUCGCUUUGGCGGUCGUCACAUCUGGCUCACCGAGUUUGGCUGCACGCUCUUCCCAUACGUCCCGUGCAGCAUCGACCAAGGAUCGUUUGCUGCUCAGGCUAUCGCCUUCCUCAAUAGUCACUGGGCAAUUGACAUCUAUGCUCCGUUCGGUUUCGUCAAUGACUUGGGAGGAGCAAACGAAGGUGUCCGCCUUAUCGACCCCGGAAGCGGUAACGCCAACUCGCUCGGCUCGAUGUACCUCUGGUCCUAA
Messenger RNA from Serendipita indica DSM 11827, 915 nucleotides. NCBI's taxonomy places the organism in Eukaryota, Fungi, Basidiomycota, Agaricomycetes, Sebacinales, Serendipitaceae. The record is from the annotation of a GenBank genome assembly.